Misgurnus anguillicaudatus (oriental weatherfish) is the source of this 5356-nucleotide messenger RNA. RefSeq names its product sperm associated antigen 9a (gene spag9a). Lineage: Eukaryota; Metazoa; Chordata; Actinopteri; Cypriniformes; Cobitidae. Gene Ontology annotation, biological process: vesicle-mediated transport. The record is from RefSeq and is a predicted model, not a curated record. Gene Ontology annotation, molecular function: JUN kinase binding; signaling receptor complex adaptor activity; MAP kinase scaffold activity. Gene Ontology annotation, cellular component: cytoplasm.
GUUAUCAACACACAGUGUGUUACUGCACAAAUACCCGGCAGCGAACACGCGCUCGAAUCUUAACCAUAAAAAUUCUUACAUUAAAAACGCGAUCAAAGAUCGUGGCAGGCGUGACGUCACCGCGCGUUUGUCUGGUCAACAGCUCAGCUGUUGUGGGUCGACCGCGGGAAAAUCUUCCACGUAAACGCGUCGCUCCAGUUCCAGGGAGGGACCGGUGGGGUCGUUGCGAUUCUAUUCCCUAAAAUAUAACUUUGCGUUCGUUUUUCGGAUAGAACCCUGGACGCGUUGGCUUGAAUAAAUCUAGGACGGGAGGAAGAGAAAAUGGAGUUGGAUGACGGAGUUGUGUACCAGGACGACCCGGGGACAUCGGCGAUGAUGUCGGAGAGGGUCUCGGGCCUGGCCAACUCAAUCUACCGCGAAUUCGAGAGACUCAUCCACAAAUACGACGAGGACGUGGUGAAGGAGCUCAUGCCGCUGGUCGUGGCGGUCCUGGAGAACCUCGACACGGUGUUCGCGGAGAACCAGGAGCACGAAGUGGAGCUGGAGCUCCUGAAAGAGGACAACGAGCAGCUGAUCACUCAAUAUGAACGUGAGAAAGCACUGAGGAAACACGCCGAGGAGAGGUUCAUUGAAUUCGAGGACUCUCAGGAACAGGAGAAGAAAGAUUUGCAGAAUCAUCUGGAAAGCCUGGGAUCACAUUCCCGACAGCUGGAGCUGAAGAUCAAGAAUUAUGCUGAUCAGAUAAGUCGAUUAGAGGAGCGUGAAGCGGAUCUUAAGCGAGAAUAUAACUCCCUUCAUUUGCGACACACAGAGAUGAUUCAUAACUACAUGGAACACGUGGAACGGAUCAGACUGCAGCAGACUGGAGAGAUGUCUGACACAGGAACACUGGGCAGAGUUCGGAAAGAGCGCCCCCUGUCUUUGGGUAUCUUUCCCAUGUCUGGCGGAGGCACUUCACUGACGACCGAUGUCCAGGGCAGAACAGAGAUUCCUGGGAUAGAGGGGUGGAGAUUCAAUCAUCUCAAUCAACAACGCUCCAAUACCAGUCUCAAGCAGUUGGAGGCGGAUGACACUCAAAACAAAGGAGAGGGUAAGGAUGUUCUGGAAGCUUGGGAAUCGCUGGCAAUCGACUGCAAGGACGAGCUGUCUGAUCACAGCCAGGGAGGGUCAAAAUCUGUUACGCCCAUGUCCACCACGGCCUCUGACCUGGCCCUGGACUCCCAGCGAGAGGAUGGUGAUGGGUUGUGGAAGAAUACAGAGGUUCAGGCAGUUCCUGGUACUCGGUCAGUCUCUGCAGGUCUGGCUGAUACAGAAGAGAAGUCAGAUGUUCAGGCUAUUAUUGAAUCCACCCCAGAACUGGGCAUGGACCUCAGUGGAUACAAAGGGUCAAGCACUCCGACCCGAGGCAUUGAAAACAAGGCAUUUGAUCGGAACACAGAAUCUCUGUUUGAAGAGGUAUCGUCUGCAGGCACAGGUUUGAUCGGAGACGUGGAUGAAGGAGCGGAUCUGUUGGUGGAGUACUCUGGCAUGGGUCGAGAAGUGGAGAACCUAAUUCAGGAAAACGUGAAAUUGUUAGAGACGAAAAAUGCUUUGAACGUGGUGACGAACGACCUGAUCGCCCGUGUGGAUGAGCUCUCCUGUGAGAAGGAGGUCCUGCAGGGGGAACUUGAUGCCGUUCUGCAGGCCAAAGCCAAACUAGAGGAGAGGAACAAAGAGUUUGAGGAGGAACUCAAAAAAGUGAAAGCAGAGACAGAAGAAGCCAAACAGAAUAAUAACAAUAAAGAAGAUGAUGAGAGCGACGUACCUACAGCUCAGAGGAGAAGAUUCACACGGGUGGAGAUGGCUCGGGUCCUGAUGGAGCGCAACCAGUACAAGGAGAGACUGAUGGAGCUGCAGGAGGCCGUGAGAUGGACGGAAAUGAUCCGAGCUUCAAGGGAGAACUCUGAAGUAGCAGAGAAGAAGAGGUCCAGCAUCAGGCAGUUCUUCAGUCGCCUCUUCAGUUCGUCCAGUUCCUCCACGACCACCAACACGACUAGGGCUCUGCCGGCCAACGUGAAGUACAACCCGCCCAGUAUUAUGAAGAAAAGCAACACUUUCUCCCAGUUCCCCAGAGAAAAGUCCAAAGCAUUUGACUUCCUGAAAGAAGAUAUGGACUCGUCUGGUCCUCUGUCCCGUCGGGAGCAGAAGCGAGUUCAGUACCAGCAUGUAAAAGCUCACAUGCAGAAGGAAGAUGGACGGGUGACGGCACAUGGCUGGAGUUUGCCUGGCAAAUACAAGGUUGCCAAUGGUGGUCAUGCAGAGAGCAAGAUGAAUUUGCCUGUGCCGGUGUGUCUAAAGCCUUUGGAACAAAAAGAUGCUUCUAUGAAGUUGUUGUGUGCAGCUGGAGUGAACGUCUCAGGUGGACGGCUGUGUGAUGGAGGCUCUGGUGCUUCUGGUGAGAUGUCUGCGAUUGAGACCGAGACCUCCAAACAGAGGAAAGGAUCUCAGAGCAGCCUGGAUCAGACAGAACAGCAGCAAAAAGAGCAGGAUCGGGAGCAAGUGGAGAUGUCCAGUCGGGUUUGGAUCUGUACGAGUGCUCACUCCUCCACUAAAGUGAUGAUCAUGGAUGUGACGCAGCCCUCUGACCUGAUCGAUAGUUUUUACGUCUGUAACUCGUGUGUGCUGUGUAUCGCCAGUGUACCAGGUGUCCUGGAGACAGAUUAUCCCGCAGGGGAAGAGAUUCCUCAGGACCUGGAGGCGGGGCCAGAUAUCUUAUUAGCCAGUAGCAGCUCUCAGGGUAGCGAGGGCGUGUUGAGUGACGUAUCAGCGGUUGGCUGCAGUGCUGAGGAGUCCAGCGCAGGAUCUCAUACGGGCAGCUUGGCGGCCAAUGAUCAGUCAGCCGAACACAGUCCCAUCAAAGGCAGUGUAGAUCUUUCCAGAGCUUCCAGCGAAGAUGGCGUUCCUGCAGCGGAGGAAGCCAUGGAAGCCACUGAAGAAGACCAGGAGAGCCCGGGUCAGGACAACAGUCAGCCGGGAAUCUACACAGAGCACGUCUUCACAGAUCCACUGGGAACUGAAUCGUCUGGAGGCUCCACAAGCGCUGAUAACCAGAGAGAAUCGGAUCAGGAAAGGGGUGAAGCGGCAUCUGCAGGCGGACAGACAGGUCUGGCAUCGGAGGAGACCCAACGGAUGAGCAGCGCUCUGCCCACCAUGUGGAUGGGAGCUCAGAAUGGCUGUUUGUACGUGCACUCGUCUGUUGCUCGCUGGAGGAAAUGUCUUCAUGCUGUUAAACUGAAGGAUUCCAUCUUAAAUAUAGUACAUGUGAAAGGUCGUGUUUUGGUGGCUUUAGCUGAUGGGACGCUGGCCGCCUUCCAUAGAGGUCCUGACAGCCAAUGGGAUUUAACCAACUAUCACCUGUUAGACCUCGGCCGGCCGCAUCACUCGAUACGCUGCAUGACUGUGGUGCAUGAUAAAGUUUGGUGCGGCUACAGAAACAAGAUUUAUGUGAUUCAGCCCAGAGCUAUGAAAAUAGAGAGAUCUUUCGACGCUCACCCUCGUAAGGAGAGUCAGGUGCGGCAGCUGGCUUGGGUCGGUGAUGGUAUUUGGGUGUCUAUCCGGCUUGACUCCACCCUUCGCCUAUUUCACGCCCAUACCUUUCAACAUCUCCAGGAUGUUGACAUUGAGCCCUAUGUCAGCAAAAUGUUGGGUACAGGAAAACUUGGCUUCUCCUUCGUGAGGAUCACGGCUCUGAUGGUUUCGUGUAACCGGCUGUGGGUUGGAACAGGAAAUGGUGUCAUCAUCUCUAUUCCACUAUCAGACUCUGAAGGUCAAUGCGGAUUUCUAGGUCAGAGGGCAUCUCAAAAAACCGUGGGGGCGAUUGCUUGUCGUCCAGGUGGGGCGGUUCGCGUGUACGGUGAUGAAACCGUGGCUGCCGCAGUGACGGGAUCAUAUGUACCGUACUGCUCCAUGGCACACGCUCAGCUAUGUUUCCACGGCCACAGAGACGCUGUUAAAUUCUUCGCAACAGUUCCAGGUCAAGUUAUUGUACCAGGAUCUGAAGGUGUUCAUGAAAACUCUGCAGAAAGUCCAGAUGGCAAGAAAAUGCUGAUCAUGAGCGGAGGAGAGGGAUACAUCGAUUUCAGAAUCGGGGAUGAUGAUGGUGGUUUGGGGCGAGAUGAAGAUGAUGACUCUAUUGAACCCACUUUAAAACUUCAAUCUGCUCCUGCCAAACCCGAGCGCAGUUAUGUCAUAGUUUGGCAGGUUGCAUUAGGCAGCGAGUGACUGACCAAUCACAGCAGAGCUCUCUGCACUUAGAACAACGCCACAUGGGCUUAUUAUUUUACGAAACACUUUACUUAGUAUUAUUACUAUUACAGACACUAUUAACAGUAUUAUUUUCAAUACAUACAUUAAAUUUAGUUAUUUAAUAUUUGUGUUUAAAUGUUUAUUUAAUCGUUCAUGUGAACAGAAAUAAGUAUUGAAAUGAAGGAAAAAAACAACUUGUCACACAAAUAAUUCCAGUUUGUGUGUUAAAAGGUCUUAAAAAUCACGUGAAAGCGAACAGUAAAGCGUGCAAACAGUUUACAGCUUGGCCAAGUAUAUCAUUAAUUUAUAGAAAUGUGUUUUUUUUUUGUGGAGCGAUGAAGUGUGUUUGUGCACUACAGCGGUGGUAGCACUGUGUAGUUUAUGUAUAUAGAAACCCAGAGAGCUAUUUUUGCUAUCUGUACGGUGUAGAUCUUGUGCUGGUCAGCAUAAUUUCUCGCAUGCACACAAGUCCUGUAUCAUUCCUACAUGGAGUCCUGGAGCUCUCCAUCGGGCUUUCCUUAAGCUAGAGCUCGCUGGCACUUUAAAAACCUUUACCAACAUACUGUAGACAGACUUCACAACAAACAGCAGAUAUGAUGUGUUCAUUUCAACUGAGAUUGUAUGCCCUUUUACCAAAGGAUGAAACAAAUAGAAACUAAACAGCCGAGCUGUACUGUAUAUUUCACAUUGCUGAGGGUUUUGAUGUUACAGUUAUACUGUUAAACGAAGAAAUGAUGGACUAAAUAAUAUUAAUAAAAAUGACAGGGAUUGUAUAAUAAAUUAUUUCUAUAUUCUUUCUGUUAAAUAUUUGUUUUGCUUCAGCAUUCCAGUUAAUGUCAGUUUUGUCUGUAUUGUAUGUAUGUGAUUUUAAUUUUAGUUGAUUCUCAAUAGUUUACUAGAGAUUUCCUCUUAUUUUGUAUCUGUUCUGUGAGACACUUUUAUCUGUACCUUGAUAUCAAAUGCAACAUUUGAAUUUUUAUUAGUAGACAGGGGAUUAUUUUUUUUAUUCUGACACAUUAAAGGGAAUUUUAUAUGGUUGUUACCAUUCCAGUAUUUAUUUUAAAAUGAAAAU